GGGGUUGUUUUCUUAGGGAUAUAUUUUUCUGCAGUUACAUUUUUAAAGUUGCUGUCUCUACUGAGGCUUAGAAAGCAAAAUUCUUGUCAUGCAGAUCCAGACUAUCGGGUGCUUUGAUGCAUCCGACUAUAACGAAUGAGCUAUCCUUGAGGACCAAACUAUACGGUCGGCAGCAGACCCAGCUCUGGCAGCUCUUGAUUUCUACUGAAGAGAGCUAAAGCAGCGACAGGCGAGAAGGACGUAAUCUGUAGCAGAGAAGCAGCAGACAGCUCUAUAAAAUGAAUGCGAUGAUGAUUCGGUGGCUGCUGCUGCUGCUACUCCUGAAACCCUUUUGUUCUCCUGCACCUCGGCUUCUGGAAAGGGAUGACUGCCUGGCAGAAAACGGCAAACUACAGCAGAAGCUAAAAACACUCCAAGAUUUAUCCCAGCUAUAUGCACUGCAGCUGAAAGACCUCCUGGGGAACAACUACCACAGGCAAAAGAGCAAGGUUUUCUCUGCCAUGAGGACCACACAGCUGGACAUGCUUUUGCCCUCGGCGAGUGGAAGUCUCUUAGUCUAUAACCAAGAUUGUGCAAUGGUAUUUAACAGCGGAAAGACGGAGAGUGGAUACUACCGAAUUAAGCCCAGAGCAGACAGAGAACCUUUCCUUGCCUUCUGUGACAUGUCAGACGGAGGAGGGUGGACUGUGAUCCAACGGCGCAGAAACGGAAAAGAGAAUUUCUACAGAAAUUGGGAUGAUUACAAAGAAGGGUUUGGACAGUUUCAGAGCAAGGGUGAUGAGUAUUGGCUGGGUAAUGAUAAAAUACAUGAUCUACUACUUGAAGGAGAAAAAUCAUUGAAAAUUGACCUGAUGGACUGGAAUGGGAAGAGACGAUAUGCAAUUUAUGAUAAUUUCCAGAUCAAGAAUGAGAGUAAUAAUUACCAGAUGGGCUUUGGCACCUUUUCUGGGACUGCUGGGGACGCUUUGUCCGGAGGGAGCAACUUUGAGAGCCAGUGGUCUGCGUCACUCAAUGGGAUGCCGUUCUCAGCUCCUGACAGGGACAAUGACAGGUUCCUAACAGGGAGCUGUGCAGAAGAGAACAGAUGUGGCUGGUGGUUUAACAGAUGCCAUGCAGCAAAUCUUAACGGGCAAUAUCACAGAAAUGGGAAAUACUCUGGCCCCUUGGACAACGGAGUGGUUUGGUCAACAUGGCGGGGGCUGUGGUAUUCCCUGAAACACACAUCCAUGAAAAUCAGGCCUACGUCCUUUGUGGAUGGAGAGAGUGGAGAUGGAGAAGCCGACUAAUACGCCCCAACUAUGCACCUGAGGAAAAGAAAAAUAUGACGGAUUUGAGGGGUUUAUAUAUACUGUCUUCAGCCUGUCAGCUUAUUCACAACAAUAACUAGGCAGAGGGCCUUCUCGGUAGUGGCACCUUCCCUGUCGAACACCUUCCCUUCAGAUGUCAAGGAAAUAAACAACUAUCUGACUUUUAGA
Molecule: messenger RNA, 1475 nt
Organism: Podarcis muralis (Common wall lizard)
Lineage: Eukaryota; Metazoa; Chordata; Lepidosauria; Squamata; Lacertidae
Product: fibrinogen-like protein 1
Biological process (GO): blood coagulation; blood coagulation, common pathway; positive regulation of heterotypic cell-cell adhesion
Cellular component (GO): fibrinogen complex
Molecular function (GO): extracellular matrix structural constituent; protein-macromolecule adaptor activity
Source: RefSeq, a predicted model, not a curated record